Fundulus heteroclitus (mummichog) is the source of this 5735-nucleotide messenger RNA. It is a transcript of the gene zeb2b, whose product is annotated as zinc finger E-box binding homeobox 2b. Gene Ontology annotation, biological process: regulation of transcription by RNA polymerase II; anatomical structure development. Lineage: Eukaryota; Metazoa; Chordata; Actinopteri; Cyprinodontiformes; Fundulidae. The record is from RefSeq and is a predicted model, not a curated record. Gene Ontology annotation, molecular function: DNA-binding transcription factor activity, RNA polymerase II-specific; RNA polymerase II cis-regulatory region sequence-specific DNA binding. The transcript has 10 exons. The coding region runs from base 432 to 4106 and encodes 1224 amino acids.
GGCAGAGAAAAGGAGGUGGAAGGAGAGGGGAGAGAAAAAAAAUGUCAUUAGAAGAGGCGUAACACGUCAGUCCCUACCCAGGUUUGUUUCCUGGAGUGGGUGUAAGACAUCAGUUGUAAACCUGCCCUAGCAGGAAUAGCGGUCCCUCCCUCCUCCCAACUAUUUCUGAGGCUUUUAUUUCUAAGGCUUUAUUAUUAUCACCGGUGGAAAAGGAUCCGCUCGCCAUCAUCCCCUCCUCGGCAGCUCCCAUCCGCAAGACGCUUCUGUCGCGCCGUCGUUUAAUAAGAAAAAAAACAAGCAGAUAUCACGCUGAAAAUCAAGGGAUCGAGUCCAUGCGAGCUGCCAUCUGAUCCCCCCUACCUCCUCCACCACUCUCCACACACUCUCACACUCACACACACACACAUCCACACACAAACACACACCUAUCAAUGAAGCAGGAGAUCAUGGCGGAUGGCCCCAGGUGUAAGAGGCGAAAACAAGCCAACCCGAGGCGGAAAAACGCAGCUCUCAACUACGAGAAUGUGGUGGAGACGGGCUCAGAGACGGAGGAGGAGGACAAGCUGCCCGUGUCCGAGGAGGACCCCCUGAUCAACGGCACGGGUAGCCCGGCAAGCCUCACCAACCCGGAGGCAUCGCCGCGCGCCGAGAGCCACGGCCUGCUGACCAAGGACGAAGAGGACGACGAGAUGCGGGACAGCGGUGUGGAGCACAUCUGGCCUGACAAUGACAUCCUGAGUGCCUCGGUCGAUGGUACUGAUGAAAUAAAAGAUGAUUUUGACGGCCUGGGGCCCGAAGCCACCUUGCAGGCAGUUGGAAACGGUACAGUCAAGAGCAUGGAUUGCACUUCAGAGCUGGAGGACUUCUUUGCCAAGCGAAAGCUGGACGACGGCGACAGCCACGUGGUGAGCAUCGCCGAGUACCUGCAGCGCGGCGACACGGCCAUCAUUUACCCAGAAGCCCCGGAGGAGCUGAGCCGGCUGGGGACGCCGGAGGCCACGGGGCCCGAGGAAAACGACCUGCCACCUGGAACGCCAGAUGCCUUCGCCCAACUGUUGACCUGCCCCUACUGCGACCGCGGCUACAAGCGCCUGACGUCGCUCAAGGAGCACAUCAAGUACCGCCACGAGAAGAACGAGGAGAACUUCGCCUGCCCCCUGUGCAACUACACGUUCGCCUACCGCACUCAGCUGGAGCGGCACAUGGCCACACACAAGCCCGCCAGGGAUCAGCACCAACUGCUCAACCAAGCGGCCGGCAACCGCAAGUUCAAAUGCACCGAGUGCGGCAAGGCCUUCAAGUACAAGCACCACCUGAAGGAGCACCUCCGGAUUCACAGCGGUGAAAAACCCUACGAGUGUCCCAACUGCAAGAAGCGCUUCUCCCACUCAGGCUCCUACAGCUCCCACAUAAGCAGCAAGAAGUGCAUUGGCCUGAUUGCCGUCAACGGACGCAUGCGCACCAACCUGAAGCCAGGCUCCUCCCCCACCUCGGCCUCUGCCUCACCGACCAACACUGCCAUCACCCAGCUGCGUCAGAAGAUCGAGAACGGCAAGUCGCUCGGCCUUGGCGAUCACGGGAACCACAUGAGCAUCAAAACGGAGCCUCUUGACUUUAACGAUUACAAGCUGAUGAUGGCGUCCCACGGAUUUGGCGCUCCUGUGCCGUUCAUGAACGGAGGGAUGGGAGGGAACAGCCCAAUGGGGGUCAACCACAACUCGACGGCUCAGAGUCCUCUGCAGCACCUGAGCAUGGCCGGGCUUGAAUCGCAGUUUGCGGGCUACCCAGGUCCGUUGGGGAACAACCUUAGCGAGGUGCAGAAGGUUCUGCAGAUUGUGGACAACACUGUGUGCAGGCAGAAAAUGGACUGCAAGCCAGAGGAGCUCUCCAAGCUCAAGGCCUACAUGAAGGAGCUGGGAAACCAGAUGGAGGAGCAGAAACAAGGGUUGACAUCGCAAGGGGGGCAUCAGGUCGGUCUUCCGCUGGUCAAUCACAACGGUGCCACCAAGAGCAUCAUCGACUACACGUUAGAAAAAGUGAACGAAGCCAAAGCCUGCCUCCAGAGCUUGACAACAGACUCAAAGAGACAGAUUAGCAAUAUCAAGCGAGAGAAACCCAACCACUUGCUCGAAGGAGGCGUGGACGAGAAGGUGCCGGAAAAUAUGUUUACACCGUACGCUUGUCAGUAUUGCAAAGAAACCUUCCCGGGGCCAAUCCCCUUGCACCAACAUGAACGCUACCUGUGCAAAAUGAACGAGGAGAUCAAAGCUGUGCUGCAGCCCAGUGAGAAUCUGAUGGCUAACAAACCAGGGAUAUUCAUGGAGAAGAACUGCCACGCCUCCAUUUUGUCAGAGAAGGGACUCACCGGCCCCCUCAACCCUUACAGGGACCACAUGUCUGUGCUGAAAGCCUACUUUGCAAUGAACAUGGAGCCCAAUUCAGAGGAGCUGCUCAAAAUUUCCAUAGCGGUUGGUCUUCCUCAGGAAUUUGUCAAGGAAUGGUUUGAGCAGCGAAAGAUGUACGAGUAUAGCACUACCAGGACCCCACCACUAGAGCACAGGAACAACUCAGAUAUGGUUCUCGGAACAAACAACCACCAAACUCCACCAAAAGACUCUAUGGCAGCUCGGUCGCCCGUGUCUCUUAUCAAACCUGCUGACCGCAUCACGUCCCCCUCCAUCGCGGAGCUCCACAACAACGUCAACAACUGUGACAACUCACUCAGACAUUUGAAGGGCCACCAGUUCGGUGGGAGCGCCAAGUCGGCAGGCGAAAAGUUGGACCACUCCCGCAGCAACACCCCGUCACCUCUAAACCUGUCCUCCACGUCUUCGAAAAACUCCCACAGCAGCUCUUACACUCCAAACAGCUUGACUUCGGAAGACCUGCAGGCCGAGCCGCUCGACCUCUCCCUGCCGAGACUCAUGAAGGAGCCCAAGCACGCACUGACUGUCAAAAGCAGGCCGAAAGUCAACAGCAUUACCAUCGACCACAACAGUAUCCCUUCCCCCCGAGAGCACUUCGAGGAGCCUCUGAACUUGGCCUAUCUCAAGAAGGAUUUCCCAGGCGCCACCAACAAUGGGAACCUUGAAAAAAGCACUAGCCCCAUCUUUGGCAUUAACCCGUUUGCUGCCAAACCCUUGUAUACGUCACUUCCACCCCAGAGCGCUUUCCCCCCUGCAACUUUCAUGCCCCCCAUGCAGGCCAGCAUACCAGGUCUAAGGCCCUACCCGGGCAUGGAUCAAAUGGGCUUCCUACCGCACAUGGCCUACACUUAUGCAGCAGGGGCAGCUACCUUUGCCGAGAUGCAGCAGAGGAGAAAGUACCAGCGAAAACCAGGUUUCCAGGGGGACCUGCUUGACGGUACACCAGAUUACUUGUCAGGGCUGGACGACAUGACAGACCCCGACUCCUGUCUGUCGCGGAAGAAGAUUAAGAAGACCGAAAGUGGUAUGUACGCGUGUGACUUGUGCGACAAAACAUUCCAGAAGAGCAGUUCCCUUCUAAGACACAAAUAUGAACACACAGGCAAGAGGCCGCACCAGUGCCAGAUCUGCAAGAAAGCCUUCAAACAUAAACACCAUCUCAUUGAGCACUCCCGGCUGCACUCGGGCGAGAAGCCGUACCAGUGCGACAAGUGCGGCAAGCGCUUCUCCCACUCGGGCUCCUACUCGCAGCACAUGAACCACCGUUAUUCCUACUGCAAGCGAGAGGCCGAGGAGCGGGAGGCGGCCGAGAGGGAGGCCCGCGAGAAGGGCCACCUGGAGCCCACCGAGCUGCUGAUGAGCAGGGCGUACUUGCAGGGCAUGACUCCUCAGGGCUACCCGGCGGAGCUGGCGGAGCGCGAGGCCAUCCUGAGGCACGACGGCGUGAACGGCGGGAUCAGGGCGGAGGGACGGAAGGAAGUGGACGGAGCGUACGCGAAGAUAGGACGCAGGGACGAGUUUGAGGAGGAGGAGGAGGAGGAGAGCAAGAGCAUGGACACGGACCCGGACACGUUGAGGGACGAGGAGGAGAACGGGGAGCACUCCAUGGACGACAGCUCGCUGGACGGCAAAACGGAAACCAAAUCGGAUCACGAGGACGCGAUGGAGGACGGCAUGUAGUGGCGCGAGGAAGGACUGGGGUGAGGGGCGGGCGGGUUGUGGGCGGGGGGACACUUUUUUUUUUAAGGAAGCUUCCCAUCUUAAAGGUUUUCAGUUCGUCUCUUUCGGUUCAGUAUUCUCACCUGCUCGGUUUAAAACGCCGUGUUUUAAGCUGCACGUGCCUGAAGCUUCCGGGAAGCUGUCUGUCGGGGGACGACGACGUCCGCUGAACGGGACGGGGGACUCCGAAAUCAACCCGAAGGACGGGUGGGGGGUUGGGGGGGGGAGGGGGUGCGGGUUUGUGAAAUAAGCUGCAUUAUGCAAACCGAACAACAAAUAAAUGCAUAAAAAAAUGUACAGUACUAAGGCCUAAAACAACGUGUGGUGCUAACCUCCUGUGUUCCAUAGUAUUUAUAGCACAACUAGUGACUUGUACAAAUUGCACUCCGCUUCUAUAAUCAUGAACAAAAAUAAUAAAAAGUAUUGCCUAUGUAUAUAUUUAUACAGUGUUGGAAAAAGAGCAGUAUUAGCUGCACUGCAGUCCUUCAGUAUUACCACCUACCUUUUUUGUUUUGUUUCUUCAUUUCUUGAAACAUCUCCAGCCGCACUGUUUUAGGCCUCUUGAAUUGAAUCAAAUGAAGGAAUUUAAACUGUGUUUCGAUUUGUUUCUGUUGUUUUAAAGAAGUUUUAAAGAGACCUUCGUUUUAAGGGAAAAUUUAUGGAAAGGAGCGCUUUGUUGGAGGGGAGGGGGGGUAAAAAGAAGAAGAAGAAGAAAAAAAAUGAAGGACGAAGCCUUUGUAAGGUGUUUUUUGAUAAGAAAAAAAAGAAGCCUUAUAUGCAAACCUUUUAACCUGUGUGUUUUUUCUGCAAGUGCCACCCUCGUAUUGUGUAAAAGGACGGUUCGGUUUCUUAUUUCGUUUGUUUUUUUGUUUCCUCCUUCUUCGUCACCAGCUUCAGUAUUAUGAUGAGAUGGCUCACCGUUGUUCUCCGAAGCACCCGUGUCAGUAUUAAAGACGUAUAGGCAGCCGUUUUCCUUUAGUUUACAUUUCGUUGUGCAAUGUUCUCUCAGCUCUUUUUUUUUUUCUUUUGAAACUCUCUCAGUAUUACAACCAAACCGUUUUUUUUUUCCUUUUUUGAUUAUUUAUGUGGCCCAUUUUAUAUUUCCUAAUUUUAUUUAUUUCAUACUGUUGUGUACAGUACUAUAGUUCUUCAAUAUAUAGAUAUAUUUUAGUAAAAAGGAACAUGUUGUCGAUCAUAGGGGCAAAUUUUACGUAAAAAAAAGAGCAUUUAUUGUGUUUUGAAACAUUGUGAAGUUUUAUUCUUAUUUUAUUUUUGUUUUGUUUUGUUUUUUUUUCUUUUACUUUCCAGUUACUGGGAAAAAAAAUCCAAAAUUUGGGAACUUUUAUACAAUUGUGAAAACACUGUAUUUUCGACUGAAAAGAAAAAAAAAUUCCACUUUCUUCAUCUUUGUUUUCUUUUUUUAAGCUGAAAAAAACAAUGAAGAGGGACUGUUAAAUACUAUGUAUGAUAUGAUGACUGAAGAAGAAAUCUUUCCUGAAAUGUCUUUGUAAAAGUAUUAUGGAUUCUUAAUUUGUAAUUUUCUCUUGAAGAUGACCCUGCUCGAAUAAAAAGUAGCCAAAUUACAGAGUA